Messenger RNA from Soboliphyme baturini, 396 nucleotides. Lineage: Eukaryota; Metazoa; Nematoda; Enoplea; Dioctophymatida; Soboliphymatidae. The record is from the annotation of a GenBank genome assembly.
AUGGCUAAUGAAGACCGAUGGAACGACGCCGAAAGUGCCAGUCAACAAAGGAGCCGCUACACGUUAUUAGCGAUCCAGGCAGAUAGAGAGAUGCCAUUAUACCUCGUCAGAAAAGGCUCCACUAGAACGAAACCGCGAGUGGAAGCUUAUAGUCGGAAAUUGCAGCAUAUCCGCAGCGAAAGAGCAAGAUUAGUUGAUGAGGGCAUAAAUUACCAACUCGACAUUAUUGGAAUCUCGUCAACCAGACGCAAAGGCUCUGGAAUCCUAAACCAUUGCUGGUGUAAGAUAUCCUACUCAGGUGUCGACAUUACGAAGCGCGCUCAGGCCGAUGUUGGUGUUCAGGUAGAGUGUCAGCGGAAUGGUGGUAACCCUCUGACCGAAGAUGCAACAGUAUAA